CCCUCCACGCCGGGGCUGGGCUGUGGGGGGAGGGAGGCGGUUAGUGGGCUUUAGCGCCUUUUCUGGCGGCGGUAGAUUUGAAGCGCUUUUAAGGACCCGUCCCGGGAAAAGGAAACCCCCGGUGCAGGAGCGAGACAAUUGGAUCAGUUGUCCUGUGGUGUUUUUUUGUUUUGAUUUUUUUUUUUUUAAUUUAAAGAUUGAACUCUUGGACCAUGGGAAUCAAGGUUCAGCGUCCUCGAUGUUUUUUUGAUAUUGCCAUUAACAAUCAGCCAGCUGGAAGAGUUGUCUUUGAAUUGUUUUCUGAUGUCUGCCCCAAAACAUGCGAGAACUUCAGGUGUCUUUGUACAGGUGAAAAGGGGACAGGAAAAUCAACUCAGAAGCCAUUACAUUAUAAGAGCUGUCUCUUUCAUAGAGUUGUAAAGGAUUUUAUGGUUCAAGGUGGUGACUUCAGUGAGGGAAAUGGACGAGGUGGAGAAUCUAUUUACGGAGGAUUUUUUGAAGAUGAGAGCUUCGCUGUUAAACACAACAAAGAGUUUCUCUUGUCGAUGGCCAACAGAGGGAAAGAUACAAAUGGCUCACAGUUCUUCAUAACAACGAAGCCAACACCUCAUUUAGAUGGGCAUCAUGUUGUUUUUGGACAAGUGAUCUCUGGUCAAGAAGUUGUGAGAGAGAUAGAAAACCAGAAAACCGAUGCAGCUAGCAAACCAUUUGCUGAGGUACGGAUACUCAGCUGUGGAGAGCUAAUUCCCAAGUCUAAAGCUAAGAAAGAAGAAAAGAAAAGGCGUAAGUCAUCGUCAUCUUCCUCCUCGUCAUCCAGUGACUCCGAUAGCUCCAGUGAUUCUCAGUCCUCUUCUGAUUCUUCUGAUUCUGAAAGUGCUUCUGAAGAGAAGUCAAAGAAAAGGAAAAAGAAACAUCGGAAAAAUUCCCGAAAACAUAAGAAGGAAAAGAAGAAGCGAAAGAAAAGCAAGAAAAGUGCAUCUAGUGAGAGUGAGGCUGAGAAUCUUGAAGUACAGCCUCAAUCUACCGUUCGUCCAGAAGAGAUCCCUCCUAUACCAGAGAACAGAUUCCUAAUGAGAAAAAGUCCUCCUAAAGUGGAUGACAAGGAAAGGAAGAACAGAGAGAGAGAAAGAGAGAGAGAGUGCAACCUACCUAACUCCCAGCCUGCUUCGUAUCAGAGACGACUUUUAGUUACUAGGUCUGGCAGAAAAAUUAAAGGAAGAGGACCAAGGCGUUAUCGAACUCCUUCCAGAUCCAGAUCCAGGGAUCGUUUCAGACGUAGUGAGACUCCUCCACAUUGGAGGCAAGAGAUGCAGAGAGCUCAAAGAAUGAGAGUAUCAAGUGGUGAAAGAUGGAUCAAAGGGGAUAAGAGUGAGUUGAAUGAAAUAAAAGAAAAUCAAAGAAGCCCAAUUAGAGUCAAAGAGAGAAAAGUAAUUGAUCACAGGCAUGUGUCUGAGAGUCCAAACAGAAAAAAUGAAAAGGAAAAGAAAGCUAAAGAACAUAAAUCUAACAGCAAAGAGAGAGACAUCAGAAAAAACUCAGAAAAAGAUGAAAAGUAUAAUAAAAAUAAAGUGAAGAAAAGGGCGAAAUCUAAAAGUAGGAGUAAGAGCAAAGAGAAAUCAAAGAGUAAGGAAAGAGAGUCAAAACAUAAUAGACACGAGGAAAAGAAGGUGAGAUCAAGGAGUAAAGACAGAGAUCAUGAGAUUGUUAAAGAAAAAGAAAAGCAGUCUGAUUCUAAAGGAAAAGACCCAGAAAGGAGUAGAAGCAAAGAGAAGUCUAAACAAUUAGAAUCCAAAAGUAAUGAGCAUGAUCAUAAUAAAAAUAAGGAAAAAGAUAGACGUGCACACUCAAAGAGUAGAGAACGAGAUAUAACUAAGAGUAAACACAGUUACAAUAGCAGAACAAGAGAACGGAGCAGAAGCAAGGACAGGAGCAGAAGAGUGCGAUCCAGAAGCCGGGACAGAGACAGAGAUCGUAGCAGAAGCAAGGAGUACCAUAGAUACAGAGAACAGGAGUACAGGAGAAGAGGGAGGUCACGCAGCCGUGAGAGACGAACUACACCUGGAAGAUCUAGAAGUAAAGACAGGAGGAGGAGGAGGAGAGACUCCCGGAGUUCAGAGAGAGAAGAAAGUCAAAACAGGAACAGAGAAAAAUACAGAAACCAGGAGAGUAAGAGUUCACACAGAAAAGAGAAUUUUGAGGGUGAGAAAAGAAUGUACUCAAAAAAUCGUGAUCAUAAUAGUUCAAAUAACAGGGAAAAAAAAGCUGACAGAGAUCAAAGUCCGUUCUCAAAAAUGAAACAAAGCAGUCAGGACAAUGAAUUAAAGUCUUCUACAUCAAAAACUAAGGAGGAUGACAAGACCAGCUCCUCGGCAGAAAAAGAAUACCAAAAAUCAAAGGGUCAAGAAAAUGAUCAUGUACAUGAUAAAAAUAAAAAAUUUGAUCAUGACUCAAGCCCUGGAACAGAUGAAGACAAAAGUGGAUGAGUGAGUUCUGUAAACUUACUUCAUUUUUUGUCUCAAAUUUUAAGUUUUACAGACUUCCUGGUGAAUCUCCUUUAUGUUUUGUUUUCAUUGUUUUUUGGGUUGUUUAUGUUUGUCUUUUUUUUUUAAUGUGGACUUCAUUAAGUUGAUCUUUUGAUAAUCUGUACCUGGAUAAUUUGUACUGCUAAAGUUUUAAUAAACUUGAAAUGAGAAAAACA
Molecule: messenger RNA, 2698 nt
Organism: Ochotona curzoniae (black-lipped pika)
Lineage: Eukaryota; Metazoa; Chordata; Mammalia; Lagomorpha; Ochotonidae
Gene: PPIG
Product: peptidylprolyl isomerase G
Exons: 14
Coding region: 213-2483 (756 amino acids)
Biological process (GO): protein peptidyl-prolyl isomerization; protein folding
Cellular component (GO): nucleus
Molecular function (GO): peptidyl-prolyl cis-trans isomerase activity
Source: RefSeq, a predicted model, not a curated record